Messenger RNA from Zophobas morio, 1899 nucleotides. Its product is annotated as cytochrome P450 4C1-like. Gene Ontology annotation, molecular function: iron ion binding; monooxygenase activity; heme binding. The transcript has 8 exons. NCBI's taxonomy places the organism in Eukaryota, Metazoa, Arthropoda, Insecta, Coleoptera, Tenebrionidae. The record is from RefSeq and is a predicted model, not a curated record. The coding region runs from base 372 to 1862 and encodes 496 amino acids.
AGUCUGCGGAAAUUCCCGUCUACUUCUUCUCUGCGCUGUUGGUGAUUGGAGCCGGUUCACAACCCCACCCGUCUUUUUUUUUUAUAUUUUUCCGGCUCGUCCUUUUUGGUCUUCAGUCGUCGACCAUCCUUUGAAAUCGUCUAACAUUUUGUUAUUUAUUUGUUGUGUGUUGGUUUAUCUAAUUCUUCCAUCUAAAGUACCUAAUAAGUGACAAAAUAAUAUUCAGUUGUUCAAGAAAAACAAAAUUCUUUGACUCUAAGCAUUAAAUUUGAAACUCUUGACGCAGAUAUUUUUUGUGGUUACUAUAAAUAAUACAUGAAAGAAUUUUAUAUAAAUAGCAAUAUUUCUUUGUAACAAAUUCACUCUACAACAUGUAUCAAGUUCCUCCAAGGUUGUCCAUUACCCGCACUUUGCUCUUUAUGGUGGUCACUCUGGCCCUAUGUUACUUUAUUCUUUUUACGUGGAAGCGCCGUCGCCUUUAUUAUUGCUCCCUGAAGCUCCCUGGACCCUUCGGACUCCCUUUGCUAGGGUCCGCACACAUGAUGAGAGGAGGACCAGCCGACGGAUACAACGUGUUAGUACGUGUCGCACAAUACGCCCCUGUCACUAGAGCAUGGUUCGGCCCGUUUUUAUUCGUGGUCAUCACCAGACCAGAAGAUAUGGACAUUUUAUUGAGCCGCUAUUUAGACAAAAGCAUGUUUUAUGGCAAAUAUUUAACCGACACCAUAAGAACAGCGUUGCCGUCGUCUCCAGUCAGUAUCUGGAAAGAGCGCCGACGGGCAAUCAACCACACCUUCAACAGUGCCACGAUCACCAGCUUCGUCCCCAUUUUUGUGAAACACGCAACUCGUCUGGCAGACACGACCUUGACGAACAUGUGCGGCGAAAAAAACAUCCCUCAGGAUCUUUUCCCCAAAAUCUGGAAGCACGCCCUCCAGGCGUCCUGCGAAGCACUAGGAGACGUGUGUCCAGAUUUGUUAGAAACGACAGACAAAUACAUAGCAGCAGCCUUCAGGUUUGAAGAAAUCCUGCGCCGACGUUUCUUCAGACCCCACUUGAACCUCGACUUCUUCUGGAAAGAGUCGUCUUUGAGGAAGGAACAGCUCGAAACGGGACAAAUUUUUGAAGACUUUGUUCAACAAGUUAUUGAUACCAAAAAGACGAGGUUUAGAAAUGACGACACGUUUUUAAAAGACAGGAGAUUCUUAAAUUAUUUGCUCGAUUUAAACAGCGAUGGUAAAAUAAAGCGGGAGGGGGUUUUAGAUGAGAGCGCUUUCAUGUUUCACGCCGCUAGUGAAACGUCUUCAGUUACCAUAAGCACGGUUUUGGUUAUGUUAGGGUUGCACCCCCACAUCCAGGAAAAAGUGUACCAUGAAGUGUCAAAAUUCACCACUGUUACUAUAGACGAGAUCAACCAAAUGGACUACUUGGAACGGGUUAUCAAAGAGACGCUUCGCAUUUUUCCUUCAGUGCCUUUCCUAUUAAGAAAAGUGGACAAAGAAAUUAAACUAGACUCGUACUUCAUUCCCGCUGGUUGUGAAAUUUUGAUCCCCUUGCCACACCUUCACAGAAGACCUGAUUUGUGGCCGGACCCUCUAAAGUUCGACCCUGACAGAUUCCUCCCUCAAGAAAUCGAAAAACGCCAUCGCUGCGCCUUCAUCCCUUUUAGUGUCGGGCCCAGAAAUUGCCCUGGUUCAAAAUACGCCAUGUUGUCUUUGAAAAUUUUCUUAGCCACCGCUUUGAGGCGCUUUCGGGUUGUGAAGUGUGUGGAUUACAAGACUGUGGAAGACCUGGAUCUCGAGUUUUACAUAAUCGGGAAAGCCAAGAAAGGAUAUCGGGUUGUUUUAGAGGAAAGACAAUAGUUGGUUGCAUAAAUAAAUAAAAGUGGCUGUUAUUUAA